GCGCGCCAUCUUUACUCCGGGUCGAGCGUGCGGGGCCUGGCGGCGCGCGGGCAGCAAGAUUCAGAUACUGGACCAAGCAGUAUGGAGCACUACCGGAAAGCUGGCUCUGUGGAGCUCCCAGUGACUUCCCCAAUGCCUCAGCUACCUCCUGAUACCCUGGAGAUGCGGGUCCGAGAUGGCAGCAAAAUCCGCAAUCUGCUGGGGCUGGCGCUGGGUCAGUUGGAAGGAGGCAGCACCCGGCAUGUGGUUUUCUCAGGUUCUGGCCGGGCUGCAGGGAAAGCUGUCAGCUGCGCUGAGAUUGUCAAGCGUCGGGUACCAGGCCUGCACCAGCUCACCAAGCUACUCUUCCUGCAGACUGAGGACAGCUGGGUCCCAACCUCACCGGACACAGGCCUAGACCCCCUCACAGUGCGCCGCCAUGUGCCUGCGGUGUGGGUACUGCUUAGCCGGGACCCCCUGGACCCCAGUGAGCAUGGCUACCAGCCCCCAGGGGCACCCCCUGGCCUGGGCUCCACACCCAGUUCCAACUAUGGCCCCCGACCCCGAAGAAGGGCUCGAGACACCCGGUCCUGAGGACCUGCUGAGCCAGGCUGUUUUCCAGGCCUGAGUUUCUGGAAUGGCUGUGCCUUCUCCCAUAAGCCCCUCUGAUUGCUCAACAUCCCCAACAAGACUUGAAUCCACAGAAGUGGGCCUUGCUGUCCUGCUUCCCCUGCCCCCUGGAAUGCGGGAGGGGGUUGCUAUGAAGAGUAGCAGGUGUUGGGGCUGGAUUCUGGAUUGCUUAGGAAGGGCCCACCCUGCCUUCCACCUCCAGUGCCUACUGCUCUUCCUUUUGAACAGAGGUCCAGGGAGUAAGUUAGGAAAUAAAGGUUCUGCCCUUUUGUCUGAUGA
Choloepus didactylus (southern two-toed sloth) is the source of this 888-nucleotide messenger RNA. It is a transcript of the gene RPP25L, whose product is annotated as ribonuclease P/MRP subunit p25 like. The transcript is spliced from 2 exons. The record is from RefSeq and is a predicted model, not a curated record. Gene Ontology annotation, molecular function: RNA binding. Gene Ontology annotation, biological process: tRNA 5'-leader removal. Gene Ontology annotation, cellular component: ribonuclease MRP complex. Lineage: Eukaryota; Metazoa; Chordata; Mammalia; Pilosa; Megalonychidae. Bases 82 to 573 code for a protein of 163 amino acids.